AUGGAAAUGUGGAACAAACGUCCAAUGAUACCUAACUCGUUGGAACGCUCAGAGCAAGAGAAAGAGGCAAAGAAAGAUGUCAACGAGUUUUUCCACAAGGUAAAUGGCACCAGCGAGCCCGAGGAUGCCGUUUUGGAUUGGCGAACUCGUGUCAAUGAUCCUGUAAAUACAGUUCUGAUGCUCAGUAAUCGUGCUCCUAAACGUAUAACAGUGGCAACCUCGCUUCCGGCCGAUAACUUUGCGUCGUUAUUGGUGGCCAAAUUCACAAAACGUAUCUCACUACCGAUCUCUGCCUGUAUGGAACUUCUGUCAGGCAAUUUGUUCCUCAAAAGAUUCAUGUUCUGCACAUUUUGUAACACCAUUGUGACGACACCGUUAGUUACUUCUCUCCGUUUCUGCGAACAACAUAUUCAGUUUCAUGUUUUAGAUGCAAGUCUACAAGAACUGGCGUCUCGUUACCCAGACACCAGGUCGGCGGUAGCUCGUGAGACUGAUAGCGCCCUUUGGCUACGUUUUGGACUGUUGCAACCGAAGACGCAAUUCGACAUGCAGCUCAAAUUGGCCAUGAAGGGAAUCAGGGUAUCAGGUGCAGAUCGAAAAGAUGGUCAGGCUAGCGGUGGUAGUACUCAAAGCACUCCCCGAAACAUACAGCGCGAUUCCAUACAAGUUCGGCGCACUAAUUUCCCGGCAUUGAGUAGUAUUAUUCAAAAGCCGGCACAAGAACCCAAAGAAGAUCAGCGAUCAUCAUCACAACCACAGACACCGACCAGCAAUCAAAACCUUACUCAGCACUAUAUCAAGCCAUUUGUGCUGGUCAAUAACAUGCUCCGAUGCAAGUUCUGUGCCCACCAAACAAGUACACCUCAAGCGAUGAGGGAUCAUUUACAGUCCAAUCACGUUCUUGUGUGCCGUGCUUGUGGAAAUGGGUUUGCUCACCGCGAAGCGUUGACACGGCACGGAAAAAUGGGACGUUGUUCGAUGUUCUUCAAAGAUGCGUCAGUAAAGCACAUCUCGGCUGAUUGUGGUGUGUGCAAGAAGCGGAUGUCAUUGGCAAACGCAUACCUUCAUCUGUUCCGUGAACAUCUCAGUUCUGUGGUCUACGGCACAGUUUCUGGACAGGUCUAUCCAGAACAUCAAAAUCUGCAUAUCGAUGCAAGUCUUGGUGAAGCGACAAAUGUUGUAAAAGAUUCCGUCAUCUACUCACCGUCAAUCGAUCAACAGCAUUCGAAAGAGCGAAGUAGCCGUGAUGUGGUUGUGUAUAAGAGACCAACUCACUGUGGAAGAGAGCCCUCGACAACAAGAUCCCUCUCCCCAGUACAGUCCUUUAAGUGGGCGGUCCUCGAUCGUGACCAGAUCGAGAACCAUUACGUACCCAUUCCAAGUCAUGAAGUAAUGAAGGCUCAUUUGAUGGAAAGACACAUGCAAAAGAGGGAUGGUUCAUGGACAUGUCGAUAUUGUCAACGAAUGCUGGUACGUGGCAGUUAUGCGCAUCUGUUGUACAUGUGCACCCAAACGCGGAAAUGUGCCCUAUGUCGUGGAGAGCAGAGCGUGAAGAACGCUGCUGAAAUGACUGUUCAUUGGACGAAUAGGCACUUGGAUAUUUUGCGAAGAUUCCAAUGUUCCGAUUGUGGCAUGACAUUCUGUCAUGUGGAGGAUUUCUGGGCGCAUCAGUGUCGUUCAUACUUUAUGCAGCAGAAAUGCAGUUGUGGCUUUGAUACGGCAGGUAAUACGGAGAGCUGGGAUGAUCUUUUUUUUCAGAAUCAUCGGCUUUCCCAUGCGAUAUUGAUUAAUAGUUCCAAUGGCCGUCAGCUAGUUAUACUGGAUACAAAACUGGUGGUGCCGGAGCACCUUGAUGACAAGCGGCUUCCGUUGAACGUCUUGUCAAGGAGGUCGAGCCAUUGUCUGAAGAGAAAACGAUGUAGAGUGUUUUGUUUAGUUAAUAUGGACAUUGCGAUGACUAUGCGACAUUUGGUUCGUAGCGUUUGUGAGCAACUCGGCGAAUCAUACGAUACUGCAAAAGAAUCUUCGCCACAAUUGGAUGCUGCUGCGUUAGAUGUGCCAGAUGAUGACAUAAUUGAAAUAGAUAGCCCUAAAGUAGACGAUGAUCUUGUCGAGAGCGUCGACACAACGCAGGCUGCUCUUUCGGCUGAAGUACGAGUAGAGGCUGCUGAUGGUGUAGUUGAUGCCGGAUCGGGAAUGCCUGGUUACGUGGAGGAUGACGAGGAUGAUGCGAUUGAAUGCAUCACUGCUGAGAAGUCGAAGAAUGCAUCGGCUAGCGCCGCCGUUGUGAUUCCUGUCGAAGAUGAAACUGCAGACGAGGACUUGAAAGUGGUUGCGGAAGUUGAAUAUGCUCCUGGAAGCAGCGGAACGGCAGCGCCAUGUGCUCGUGAGAAGAAGUUCAAAUGUUCAAAAUGCAGCUCUUCAUUCAUUACUUCGUAUGCACUGAGGACUCAUGAGAUGUCUGCGCAUAGUACGGAUGCUGGAGGGAUUUGCGACAAGGUAGGAGUUGGAAUCGAGUUUAACUCAGACCCGAUGCUGAACCGAGUCCUAGGUAUUCGGCUUGUACCGUUGCGAGGAUUCUUUUUCAUUUGCCGUAAUUGCUGUGCUGCUUUCGAAAGUCAACAGCUGUUCAAGGUUCAUCGGUUAUCUCACGGCCCCACGGGUUCGGUAUCGUGUGGAGAAUGUUCGGCGAUUGCUUACAACACACCGCUCUACGAGCAUCACCGUCAAGCGCAUGCUACACCGGAUCGACUGUUUUAUGGAUGUAGCCAUUGCAAUUUGAUGUUCCGAACGGACGCUCGUCUGAUGUACCAUUUGCGUGAAGCCCAUGGUGUGUCGCUGUUCUUCUUCUGUAAAGCAUGUCAUUUGGGUGGCACUCAUGAGCGAACUAUAUAUGCACAUGUAGCAGUAAAAUCGCAGCGAUGUCGUCAAUUUGGCGCACAGAAAAACUGGACCAGCACCAUGAUGCUUGGAGUUUGUCCUACCAGUGUACUUCAUUUCCAGCCGAAAAGUAUAGCAGCACAUGAAUUCAGUUUGGAACGCAGUGGGUUGGAAGUCGUGAGACCAUCGGAAUGUGUACAUCGUUCGUUCCUAGCACCAACCGAUUCGCUAAUAACCUGCAGGGAUUGCUUCUGCACGAUGACAGCCGCGUCGUUCACAGCAGCGGAAACCUUCAGGAACGGAGGAGUUGUAAAGGAGCUGGCAAUGACGCUCGACAACAGCUUAGAAUUUCCAUUCAAAGGUAUUUACGACCAGACACCUGUAGAGGGAACAUCUACAGCGCCAGGACGUGCGCUAAUACCAAGACCACCGGAAAUCCAAACAAUACCAAGCAGUGCAAUGAACAGCAUAAGGAUCGCCUCGGACACACCGUCAAUCUCCCCUCGACUGGCUCAGCGAACAGCCCCAUUACCACCACAUCCCCUACCAGUUGGCGCACGAAUAGCUGCAGUUGCCCCAUUGAUGAGCAAUCAGACUAGUACACUGCCGGUUAAGCGUCGCCCUGGUCCAAGCUCGGAUAUAAUCACCUUGAGUGACGACGAACCUGGUCCAUCAGCUGCAAAACGUGCAGCUCCUUCAUCUCUGCCAGUCGCACCAUCACCAUUGACUCUGAAAAAGCCUACUGAUAGUGCUAAUCGAUGCAAGGUA
Cooperia oncophora is the source of this 3648-nucleotide messenger RNA. The record is from the annotation of a GenBank genome assembly. NCBI's taxonomy places the organism in Eukaryota, Metazoa, Nematoda, Chromadorea, Rhabditida, Trichostrongylidae.